Otolemur garnettii (small-eared galago) is the source of this 2506-nucleotide messenger RNA. RefSeq names its product zinc finger protein 467 (gene ZNF467). Gene Ontology annotation, molecular function: DNA-binding transcription activator activity, RNA polymerase II-specific; RNA polymerase II cis-regulatory region sequence-specific DNA binding. Gene Ontology annotation, cellular component: nucleus. Bases 154 to 2031 code for a protein of 625 amino acids. The transcript has 3 exons. Lineage: Eukaryota; Metazoa; Chordata; Mammalia; Primates; Galagidae. The record is from RefSeq and is a predicted model, not a curated record. Gene Ontology annotation, biological process: regulation of transcription by RNA polymerase II.
GGAGGCUGUGCUAGCUUAUGUGUGUACAUGGGCACUCACAAAGCACUGUGAUACUUACAUCAUUCUGUCUCUUCUUCUGUCAUUGAUUCAACUGCAAGGGGCUGAGGUUGAUUCCUGACCAGGCUGCUAGGAGGCCAGGGAUGUCCCUUGUGCAUGCUGCCUAGAGACCCUACCUUCCUGAGCAAGUCAGGAAAAGCUCCUUGGGUAGGCUGGGAAAAGGAAGAGCCCCCGCCUCUGAUCACCAGUUUUGUACUGGAUGCUUUACUUGGACCCAUCUUUCUGCCUGUGACAGGAUUCUCUGUGGGACAGCCAGAGAUGUCCCCCCAAAGUGAGCCCAGAGAAGGAUCUCAUAAUGUCCAGGAGCAGAUGGGCUCUUCCAGGGAAGAGAACACUCUGGGCACAUGCUCAGGGCACAAGGCCCCCAGACUGGAGGAAGGUGAGGCUCCCUGCAGAGGCAGCCAGAUGUGCAUGCCACAGAAGGCUGAGCCUGUGGGCUCCUGCCCGGGGGAUGAGUGGAUGAUUCGGAAGGUGAAGGUGGAGGAUGAAGACCAGGAGGCAGAAGAGGAGGUAGAAUGGCCCCAGCAUCUAUCGUUACUUCCCAGCCCGUUCCCUGCGCCUGACCUGGGGCAUCUGGCCGCUGCUUACAAACUUGAGCCAGGAGUCCCGGGAGCACUGAGUGGGGUUGCACUGUCGGGGUGGGCCCCUAUCCCGGAGAAGCCCUAUGGUUGCGGGGAGUGCGAGCGGCGCUUCCGGGACCAGCUGACUUUGCGACUGCACCAGAGGCUGCACCGGGGCGAGGGUCCCUGCGCCUGCCCGGACUGCGGCCGCAGCUUCACGCAGCGCGCGCACAUGCUGCUGCACCAGCGCAGCCACCGAGGUGAGCGGCCUUUCCCAUGCUCCGAGUGCGACAAGCGCUUCAGCAAGAAGGCCCACUUGACCCGCCACCUGCGCACGCACACGGGCGAGCGGCCCUACCCGUGCGCAGAGUGCGGCAAGCGCUUCAGCCAGAAGAUACACCUGGGCUCCCACCAGAAGACCCACACCGGUGAGCGCCCCUUCCCCUGCACGGAGUGCGAGAAGCGCUUUCGCAAGAAGACACACUUGAUCCGGCACCAGCGCAUCCACACAGGAGAGAGGCCCUACCAGUGCGGGCAGUGCGCUCGCAGCUUCACGCACAAGCAGCACUUGGUGCGGCACCAAAGGGUGCACGAGGCUGCCAGCCAGUCCCGGCCCUCUCCAGACGCGCCGGCCUCGCCCUAUUCCUCCGCUCCGUCGCCCACCCCGUCCCCUCCUGGGCCAAAACCUUUCUCCUGCUCCGACUGCGGCUUGAGUUUCGGCUGGAAAAAGAACCUCGCGACGCACCAGCGACUGCACCGCAGCGAGGAUCGCCCCUUUGGAUGCGAACAGUGCGCAUUGGUCGCCAGCGUGGAUCCCUCCGCAGCAGAGCCCUUGGCCUGCGCGUCCGGAGGGCCAGGCUGCGGUACUGGUACGGGUCCGGCGGCGCCCCAGCACACCCCGUCGGGCGAGCGGUGCUUCUUCUGCCCGGAUUGCGGGCGCGGAUUCUCCCACGGGCAACACCUGACGCGGCACCGGCGCGUGCACACGGGCGAACGGCCCUUUGCCUGCGCGCAGUGUGGCCGCCGUUUCGGCUCGCGGCCUAAUCUGGUCGCCCACUCCCGGGCCCACAGCGGUGCCAGGCCUUUCGUCUGUGCUCAGUGCGGCCGCCGCUUCAGCCGCAAGUCUCACCUGGGGCGCCACCAGGCGGUGCACACGGGCAGUCGCCCGCACGCCUGCACCGUCUGCGCCCGUAGCUUUAGCUCCAAAACCAACCUGGUCCGCCACCAGGCCAUCCACACAGGCUCCCGCCCCUUCUCCUGCCCGCAGUGCGGGAAGAGCUUCAGCCGCAAGACGCAUCUGGUGCGGCACCAGCGCGUCCACGGCGAAGCUGCCCACACGACCUCAGACGCUGCACUCUCGACCCCAGCUUGGCCCAUUCCCACCCAGGGGGCGCCGCCCCCGCUCUUCUUCUGAGUCUCCUCGCCAGGACCCGUCCUCCCCUUACCAGAUUCCUAGGGACCGGUGCCACUGGACCUCCUGGGCGGUGGGCCCAGGCUGCUGCGGGCCAUUUUCCUUCCCUCAGGAGUCGGAAGAGCAUACCCAUCUCUGACGUUCCCGGAAAACAGGACGACACAACGCGCAGAGUGAAUUCUUGCUGGGAACAGGUCAGCUUGAAGUCUUUGGAAGACACCCAGCCAUAUGUCCUACCUGAAACCAAGCAUUCCCCAGACCUCAAGUGGCCAAAGACAGGCUGGGGCAGGGACCUGUGGCGGGUUGGAAAGAGUGGUUAUCCAUGUACUGAAAGUUUCAUUAAAAAACACCAGUGGUUCUGGGGCUGUUAAGUGAGCUGGGAGUGGGGAACGUCUGGUUCCCUUUAGCCCCUGUGCCAUCUCCAUACACACACACACACACACACACACCCUUCUCUUUCUGUCCUGGGUGAGUAAAC